Molecule: messenger RNA, 6803 nt
Organism: Chlamydomonas reinhardtii
Lineage: Eukaryota; Viridiplantae; Chlorophyta; Chlorophyceae; Chlamydomonadales; Chlamydomonadaceae
Exons: 15
Coding region: 251-5323 (1690 amino acids)
Source: RefSeq, a predicted model, not a curated record
GAUCGCUCUUGAAUGCUUUACAUCUGACCACCGUGUGAAGGGUGGCCAGGCCAUCGAACAGAGUGGCCCAGACAAAGAGCAACGGCUUUUUUCCAGUUGGCCCUCAUUAUCCUGCCCACUUGCAUUGUGUGGCUCUGACGGUACAACGAUAGGUUACAAUACAUUUUACGCACAUCGAGUAGAGCGAAGCGACUGACCCACUAAUUACCGGUUGGAGGAUUUCGUGCGCACUUUGUGACCCAGAAGCGCGAUGAAGGCAACUGCGGGUGCACUAUCGGCUGCUGGAACCAGCAGCGCCGCACAGCUGCCAGCCGCGGCAGCAGCGCGAGGGUCGGUCCGCGCAAGCCCCGCUGCUGGGCAGGCGAAACGAUGGCUGCUGCGACCACUGCAGCCGGGCCAGCCGGGCAGCUCGUCGCUCUUGCCCGUUGCCGCACUCAACGGAGAGGGCCAAGGCCCGGCGGUCGGGGCUGCUGACUGGUCGUCAUUCCCGUUCCAGCUUUCCGACGAUCCCCUGCUGCGUCGGAGUCAGCUGCUCCUCGCCGCGUCUCGCCGGCUGCGGGGCGAGGAGCCCUUCCCCACCCCCCUGGCAGAUGCGGAGCUUGACCCCUCCGCGCCGCGCACUGUGGCGGGCAACGCUGCCUCUGUCCCUGAUUCGCCUGCGGUCGUGUCGCCGCUGCCCUUCACCCGCGUGGGUGGCACCCGGCCCGCCCUCACCACCUUCCAGUCCGCCGCCUCGCCUGACGCAGCUGCUGGCGCCUCUCUGGGUGAGCUGGCUGUGGCCGCCGCUCGCAUGAGCACUAGCACAGCGAGCCCGGCUGGCCUUCUCGCCGCCGCGACAGCCGCUGCCGCUGUGCCCAGUCUGAUGGCGCCUGCCGCCGCCUCCGCCAGCCCCGCGUCUGCCGCCGCCGCGGCCGCCGCCACCCCCGGCGCCGCCGCCUGGCUGGCCAUUGACAACCUGCUGUCUGAGGCCGCCUACUCGCUGUCGCAGCAGCUGGACAACAGCGGCCUGGGUGGCCGCACGCUGGCCAGCAAGACGGCCGUGUGGUCGUCUGCGGGGGGCAGCCUGCCCGAGGGCCUGGACGACCUGUUGUACUCGCUGGCCGCCGAGCUGGACGCGCUGGGCCUCACCGCAGCCGGCCAGGCGCUGGCGGGCGCUGCCAAGGGUGCGGUGGCGGGCCUCACCGGCGCUGCUGCCGAGCUGCCGCGCGCCGCCGCGCAGGUGUACCGCUCCGCCGCGGACGCCGCCAGUGUGGCCACCAACCUGAGCGCCAGCCGCAACCAGGGCGUCACGCUCAUCACGCCCUCGCCGUUGCCUCCUGACGCGGGCGGCCCCGACCUGACCCAGCUGGAGCCCGAGCUGCUGGCGGCGGCAGGCCUCACGCCCAACCCCGCCUGGGACCCCUUCGGCACCAUCCGCGCCGCCGAGGCGCUGUCCCGCGGCGAGGUGGUGCCCGAGGGCCUGGUGGUGCCGCCCGCCCUGGUGGCCAAGGCGGCGGCGGCGGCCCCCGUAGUGACCGGCACUCCCUCCGUCAGCGGCGCCGCCACUGCCACCGCGGCGGCGACUGUGGAGGCCGCCACCACAGCGGCAGCCGGAACCAUUGUCAUCCCCGCACCCGCCCCGGCGCCGACCGCACCUGUGCCUGCGCCGCCUGUUGUUGCAGCUGUCCCCGUGGCGCCCGCUCCUGCUCCUGUGCCGCCUCCGGCCGUGGCAGCUGCGGGCGCACCACCUGCUCCCACCGUAUGCCCCGUGCCCAGUGUACCGGAGCCGUCCGCUGUGGUGCCCCCUCCUGCCGUGGUCCCGCCGGCACCAGCUCCUCCCGUUGUCGCCGCGGCCCCUCCCUCGCCCCUGCUGCCUCCUGCCGCCCCGGUGGUGGCGGAGGCUCCGGACUUAUCCUCUGACAAGCUGAAUUCGGCAGUCCAGGACCUGCUUGCGGCAGGCUCGCCCCCGCCCGUGGACGCUGCCGCCGCUGCAGCCAAUGCGGCUGCCCCCGCCGCCCCUGCUGCCGCGCCGCUGCCUGCGGACGCCGAGGCGGCUCUGGGCCAGCUAAGCGAGGCGCUGCAGCGGGAGCUCAAGGCGGUGGUGGGGCCGGACGUGGACGUGGAGGCGGCGGCGGCCGACCCCUCUGCGCUGGCCGAGGCUGCCGGUCGCGCGGUGGACAGCGCGCUGGGCAGUCUGGACAGCGGCGCGCUGGAGGCGCUGGGGCAGCUGCCGCCGGACGUGCGCCUCAGCAGCCUGCUGGGGGCGGUGCUGCAGUCGGCUCUGGACCUGGUGGACGCGGCGGUGUCGGGCGUGCGUCAGGCCGACAGCGAGGUGGUGGGCGGCGUGGCCAUUGUGGUGGUGCUGGGCCUGGCCAUCCGCUCGCUGGUUUCUGUGCUGGGCAAUGCACUGGGCGGCCCACGUGGCGGCGCCAUGCCGGCAGCCAGUGCGGGUGGUGGUGGGGUUGAUGCGGCAGGCGGCGCCCCGCGCACUUUGGCCGAGGCGGUGGCGGCGGAGGGCAGCGCGCGCGCCACCGGCAGCCGCACCUCGCGCGCUCUGGGCGUCACUGCGCUGGAGGCGGCGGCGCUGCUCAACAACGAGCCCAAGGCUCUGCUCCUGGACGUGCGCAACUCGGGCGACGUGUACGAGCAGGGCCUGGCCGACCUGCGCCCCUUCCGGCGGGGCUCGGGCGCCGCCUCCGCCGCGCUGCCCUACCUGGACUUCCGCACCACACCCACACUGGCCAACCCCUCCGGACUGCUCGGCGGCUCCGGCGGCGCGGGCGCGGCGGGCUCGGUGGUGGCUGCAGUGGACCCCCAGUUUGUUCCCCGCUUCAAGCAGCUCAAGGGGUUGGGGCGGGACAGCCGCGUGCUGCUGCUGGACUCGUACGGCGUGGAGGCGCCCGAGGCGGUGGCCCUGCUGCGCUCCGACCCCGACAUCGAGCGCCUGCUGGGCGGCGAGGGCGUCAGCUUCGUGGAGGGAGGCUUUGCGGGGCCCGAGGGCUGGAAGCUGACUGGGCUGCCGGUCAUGGACCCGCCCGAGCCCGCGGCUGAAGCCCGGGGGGCCGCAGGUGCCGGGCGGCCGCUGCUGCGCGGCGGGCCCCUGGACACCAGCGGCCUGGUGGGCGGACUGGCGGCGCUGCAGAUGAGGUACCCGGCGCUGCUGACGCGUGUGCUGGCCGUGGGUGCUGUGGGCGGCGUGGGCGUGGCUGCGGCCAGCCGAGUGGACUGGGGCGCAGUCAGCCGCGGCGGUGUGGCUCUGGCGGCGCUGCUGCUGGUGGCGGACAGGGCGCUGCCCACGGGCGUGCGGCCCAGCGCCAAGCUCAGGAGCCAGCUGCAGGCUCAGCUUGAGGCCCCGGCCGACAGCAACGCCGCCGCCGCCGCCGCCUCCAGCCAGCAGCCGGGCGACAAGCGCCGCGCCGCCCUCAUCCUGCGCGCCCUGGACCUGGUGGACGCAGUGGGCGACGCCGUGGUCAAGGCCGGCCAGACCGCGUUCAGCGCAGCGGGCGGAGCCGCCAGCGCCGCCGCGAAGACCGCCGCUGCCUCCGCCACCUCGGCCGCUGCAACCGCCUGGCCCACUGCAUCCGCCGGCAUGGGCUCUGAGGCGGCUGGGGAUGCCGCCUCCGCUCGUGCCUCCACUGUCAUGUCCAACUGGCGCGACGUGAUUGAUUCAGGCGCUGAAGUCUCUGCAGCCCCGGCCACCGCGGCAAGUGCCAGCCCCAGCAUCACCCGCUCGCCCUCGCCCGGCCCCGCCUUCGCCGCGGGCAUCAGCCGCAGUCUGGGCGACGCCUUCCACAGCGCCGUGUCCGCAGUCAAGCGCGCCGCCUCGCCCGCGCGCCAGCCCGUCGCCGCCGUCUCGGGCUCCAACAGCCGCUCCAGCUCUCCCACCCGCAGCGGUCAGGCCGCCGACACGCGCGACCUGGUGGCGGCAGUGGCGGCGGCCUCAGCCAUGAACGGCACCGCGGUGCUGCCGGGCAUGGCGCCGCUCACCUUCCCCAAGGCCUCGGCCGGCCAGGUGCCCGGCUGGGGUGCCGAGGAGGAAGCCGCUGCUGCCGCCGUGCCUGAUGACUGGCGCCAGGCGGCAGAGGCCGAGGCCUACGCCCCCGCCGGCACACAGCUGGACGCGGACGCCGCUGCUGCGGCGGCGCUGGCGGCCAUUGACGCCGCGCUGGCGGACAACAGUGCGGCUGCGCCCGCCCCGGUGUCGUUCAGGUCGGCCAGCCGGUCAUCCUGGCGUGACGAGGUGGCGGCGGAGGCCGUGCCUGUUCCUGCUGCACCGAGCACCAGCCGGUCCCGCUCCGUCACCAACUGGCGCGACCAGGUGGAGGCGGAGGCAGCCAGGGCCGCCACGGCCGCUGCCAGUGCGGACGCCUCGGCCGUGAACCGCCAGGGUGACGACAACGGCCGCACCGGCAGCAGUCGCCGCAAGCAGCCGCUGCGCACUGCCUCUCCCGAGCGCGCGGCGGCGGCUGCCGAGGCGAUGCGGCGGCUGCGUUCUGAGGCUGCCGGGGCAGACGAUGACGGGCUGCGUGUGGGCGUGAUGGGUGGCGAGGACAAGUUCUUUGGUGGCGACAGCGGCGAGUGGGACGAGGUACAGCUGGAGCGCCGCCGUGAGAGCCUGCGGGCGGCCGCCGGUGCGGACAGCGCGGACGAGGAGGCGGAGGCCCGGGGCGGCCGCGAGCGCGAGCUGGUCACGGUGGGCGUGUCGGCCAGCCGGGCGGCGGCCAGGGAGAAGGAGGUGGGCGCCACGGCGGCAGCGGCUGACCCCCGCGCCGCCCGCGGCCGCAGCUCGUCUCGGCGUGUGGUUGCUCGCACGCUGUCUCCGGAGCGCACGUCGGAGGUGGCGGCGGCGAUGAGGCGGAUGCGGCUGGAGGCGGGCCUGCCGCCCAACGACGGCAGUGGCGAUCACGCCGCCGCUGGCUUCGCCUCGCCCAGCAACGGCCAUAGGGCAUCCGUCAACGGCAACGGCAGUGCAAACGGCAACGGCAGCGGCGCCUCCCGGUACACGCCCAGCGUCAGCCCCUCCGCGUCCGCGGUGGUGCCGCGCGACUGGCGCCGCGAGCUGCAAAGCUCGGCUGGUGAGGGUGCCGAGAGCUCUGGCGUUGAGGGCCAGGCCCAGCCGCAGCGCCGCGCGGGCAGCGGCCGCGCCCGUGUCGUGGUGUCGGCGGGAUCACGCGCGCCCAGCAACUGGCGGCAGCAGGUCGACGGUGGCAGCAAUGGCAAUGGCAACGGCAACGGUAAUGGCAACGGCCAGUCCUCGCCACGUCAUGCCACGCCGGCCAACCUGUCGCCCUCAGAGCGCCUGGCGCGUGAGGCGCGGAUGCGUGAUUGGCGCGCGCGUGUGUAAAGCCGAAGGCCGCGGCUGCCGCUGUGGCAUCUGGCCCGGGCUUGUGUAGUAAGACCAUGAUGUGUGCCAUGUUAUGUGCCAUGAGUUACAGAAGGCGUCGUGUCGAUGUCCUUAUUGCUCCCACUUGAAUGCGACCAGUGUGCGAGACUCUAAUGCCCCCGGUCGGUCCACAGUCCACGGGCGUGGGCUGCAGUAUUUCUGGAGAAAUCAGGUGACGGCUAGGUUACAACGGUAGGCAUGUGGUGCGCAUGCUGCAUCUUCUAGGGGGCAGGGCUUGCAUCUUCCAGGGGUUGGCCGGCGCCGCUGGCGAGAAGGCCCCUAACCACGUUCUCGCCCACAGCAUGCAGGGGCACAAAAAUGAAUCUUUCGCGCCCAAGGACCUGCAUUGGGCCCCGUCCAUAACUUGAAAACUGUGGAGGACUGUGGAGGGCUAAGCGGGGUGGGCGGGUGGGCGGCGCACGAUGCCGUGGUUGCAUGGCAAGGUAACAUGUUGUGAUGGAAGGCGUGGCAUGCGUGUGGCAUGCGUGUGCACAGAAGGGGCGUACUGUAGUUGCAACCUUUGGACGCAGCACUGGCGGGUUGUGUGUGCGUAUGUGCUAGGGGCGCUAGAAUGGGAGUGUGACAGGCCGUGAUGGGAAGGCGCGGCGUGCGUGUGCACAGAGGCGCCGUGCUAUCACUGCUGCUUACCAUUGGACGCAGCAUUGGCGGGCUGUGUGCGCGUGUGUGCUAGGGGCGCUAGGUGCAGCGCGUGGGAGUAAUGUGACAGGCAGGCCGUGAUGGGAAGGCGUGGCAUGCGUCGGUGCUUGUGCGCAGAGGGGGCGUGCUGUCAACGCAACCAGGGUUGCGCAGUACGCGGCCCCUCUUCGCGUAUUAGUGCGCCCUUAGCCCUCCUCCUGGUACGACACGCUGGAAUACGUUGAAAUACGUUGGGCUCGAAAAGCCAGUACGCUGAGGAUAUGCUUUUGUCGACGCCAGGCACCGACAAGAAAAGGUGGCUCUCCCUCGCAAGGGAAAAGUGGGCUGUGCCGCCACGCCACGUCCUCCGUCUGAGGCCGAAGGUUCCGAUACUAGCCUCAUCUCCCGGACAUAGCCGGGGUCGGUUUGUACAGGCACCGCCCGCCAUAUGUGCCCAUUCGCGCCCAGCUAUCAAGCACUAGUGCAGCAGGCAGCAGGCCAACCAGACAGCAAGGAAAACCCCUCAACACCCUUGCCGCUGCAGCUGACUGCCCGCUACGCCAUCCUCGUCAGCACAGGUCGCUAACCAGACAACACCGGCAGGUCUCAACCUGCGCGCCGGCGCCGCUUUGAAGGCGGCGCCGCGCUGUCCUCCUCCACGUGGCCUUGCCUGCCCCCUGGGAGCCGGCCCACACCCCUAACACGGGCAAGGUUGGGCGGACUUCAGAAUUGUUUGGCCUGUGCUACGGCUACAAGGGUGCGAAGGGGAAAGUUUGAAGUUGGCAACUCUUCCUUUGUGGAAUCC